AAUCACCACUCCCUGUUCAUCCACGAUAACCACUUGACGCUUCACUACUACUACCACUAUCAUGCCCGUCAAAGCCGUCAGCAGCCUCGAGGAGUUCAAGAAGAUCAUUGAGGGCGACAAGACCGCGGUGUUCGAUUUCUGGGCGACGUGGUGUGGCCCGUGCAGGCAGAUUUCGCCUAUCUUCGAGAAGCUCUCUGAACAAACCGAGGGCGUCGAUUUCUACAAGGUCGACGUCGACGAGGCCUCUGACAUCGCGCAGGAGGUCGGCGUCCGUGCCAUGCCGACUUUCAUGGCGUUCCGCAAUGGUCAGAAGGUCAGCGAGGUCGUCGGUGCUAACCCCCCCGCUCUCCAGAACCUGAUCGCCACUCAUGCGGCGGCCGCUUCUGCGUAGAGGAGGAGUGUAUCAUCGUGGACGCGUGUUGUAUUUCGCAGUUUUGCAGACGCAUAAUCGAUUGUACUAUGGAUAUCUGUGAUACAUGAAUGAAUGCAUGGCCGCAUGCUAUGAUGCAAUGGCGCUGCCCUUGGUCCUCG
This is a messenger RNA of Dichomitus squalens LYAD-421 SS1, 531 nucleotides long. RefSeq names its product thioredoxin. The record is from RefSeq and is a predicted model, not a curated record. Bases 62 to 391 code for a protein of 109 amino acids. Lineage: Eukaryota; Fungi; Basidiomycota; Agaricomycetes; Polyporales; Polyporaceae. The transcript has 4 exons. Gene Ontology annotation, molecular function: protein-disulfide reductase activity.